CAGAGCCAACACACGGGAGGAUAUUGAACAUACCGAUUGUCACCACAUUUAAAUCUGUGAUACGCUUUGCUUGCGACGAUGGAUAUCUUAUGCAAGGAAACGAUUCCACCCAGUGUGGCAGUACAGGGUUAUGGACAAGUGCAAGCCCCAUUUGCAUCAAGAAGUCUGAACUAGGCGGUACCUGUACUGACAAAAGACAGUGUGUAGCGGAAAAUGCCAUCUGUAAAGAUAGUAAAUGCGCAUGUUUCUCAGGUGUUAUAGAUCACAUCACAAAUAAAUGCAAUACAAUGCCAUUAAUGCCGUUUGGAAUUGAUGCUGGCGAUGUUUUGCUCGACGAACAUGAUUGUAGUGAGCCGAUUGUUUUCAAACCGACUGUACCCGUGUUCAACGAAAUGAGAGAUACAAUGCAUGUUUGUAAGAGCGGACUUAUCAGUUUCGACAAGAAAUACGUAAAUCCGACGCCUACAAUUCUUCCAGAUCCAAACGGCCGUUCAUUUGAACCUUCGAUACAUAUCAAAGACCCAGUUGUGGCAGCAUACUUUUCGCACAUCUACUUGGACAAGACAUCGUCCAUACAUUACAGAACAUAUGAUGCAUUUAAUGAUUAUCCCUUUUCAUCAAAAACAACGAAGGAGAUUCGAAAUCUAGAGGAUAUACUCAAACAGAUUGAAAACAUUUCGUCCUUUGAUGCACAAUUUGUGUUGAUUGCUACUUGGAAUCGUGUGAAACCGAUGAGUCCCUUAUUUGAUAGAACACGCUCGGCAACCUUCCAGUUAGUCAUCAUUUCCAGUGGACAACUGACAUUUGCGAUGCACAUUUACGGUCACGAGCAAAUGAACUGGAGGUUAAGCCAUAUAUUUGAAGAUUCUCGAUUUCAAAUCCCACUGUGGAUCGGUCAUGCUGACAUAAAUGGUCCCCGUUUCAAUCACCUCUUCUCAUUUAAAACUCCUGCCCUACGAAUGGAUUUGGGAACAGAAUCUGGAGGAAUACGCGGCUUAUUGGUAAGGACCAUAAGCUCAACCAGCACAUCCUUGUCUAAUCCCGCCAUCGACUGUUUAUUGUGGUUCAACAGAAACGUGAAACACAAGGAAAGCUUUCAUACACUGUCCCCACGGCUUCCCAACUGCCCAUGUGAUGUGAGUUUAGCUCAAUGGGAUCCCUGGUUUUGGUCAAUUCAACGCUUGAUAGGGAGAAACACGGAUAAGGGCAUUUUGUGCGUGGAUAUGCAGUUUGGAGAGACAUAUAAACCUUAUGGAAAGUCUUGCUGUUACUAUCGAACAACUUUAAAAUUUAUCGAUGAGCAACCUUUAGCAGGAGGCUUUUAUAUCCGACAUCCUUCAGCCUCAGCGCGCGACCACGAAAUCGAGGACAUUACCGCAAAGGACAAAUGCUGCAAUAAAUCUGACUUUUGCGACUUGUAUUAUCAGCUUCAUCCGCCAGGAACCUGCUAUGGAACAUCGCCAUAUAACCUAGGUUCAUUCUGGGGCGAUCCACAUAUUAGAACACUAGAUGCCACAAAUUAUACUUUCAACGGUCUUGGUGAAUACGUAUUGCUCAGCAUUGACGCAUCGAAUGUCACAUUUUCACUCCAAGCAAGAACUGAAAGAGCAAUUAAAAAGGAUGGUAACCUAUCAGACGCAACGAUCUUCACAGCUUUUGCAGCAAAAGAUCAUCUAAACUCGUCUAUCCAUAUAGAGCUAAAUACUGAAAAAGAUGAUUUCACUCUCUAUGGCAACGGAAUUGAUCUUACGCCAGACCGUCGGAAAUCUGUAGACGAAUUCUUUGAAUUCACAACAUCUACACUUACCAUCCAUGGUGACAACGGCUCUUUGCGUGUGUCUUUUCUUGCCUUAGAAAUAACGCUAACUAUAGGCGUUGGGGCCGAAAUGCUUUCUUUAGAUACCAUCAUACCAAGAACAUUUCAAAAUAAAACAAAAAUACGCGGUCUCCUUGGUAAUUUCGACGGUAACCCAAACAACGACUUUGAGUAUCCAAAUGGAAGCGUUCUUAGAGCAGACGCUAGCGACGCUGAAAUAUUCUUAUUUGGUCAAUCAUGGGCUGUGAACGAUGAUACAUCUGUAUUUAUAUACGAAGAUGGUAAAAGUCAUUCCGAUUACCACAACGCUUCCUAUGUUCCACGUUUCCUUGACACUGUGGACAAUGAAACGCUUACUAAAGCAUACAAGGCAUGCAAUGGAUCAGAGAAUGUAGAAUGCGUAUUUGACUACGCAUUUACUUUGAACAUCGACGUAGCUGAGAAUACAAAAAAUAAACGUCAAGACGUAGAUGCGACACGGAAAGAAAUAGUAAUGGUAAUGCCGACAGUGAAUACAUGUAGCACCGUGAAUGUAACCGUUGGACAAAAUAUUUCCUGUUCAUUGAUACUGGAUGCAGGCUUAGACUUAGAAAUUAUUGGUAACCACACAACCUUGGUUGUCUACGACAAAGAAACAACAACUUUGUAUUUUAGACAAACCAAUCAGAUACCACACGACAUAUGGUUUGUUGCCGUUAAUACUGACGGACGGAAAUCUCUGCAAGAAACAGUUCCAACCAUCUUGUGCACUGGAUGCAGUGGUCAGGGCUACUGUACGGGAAAAACAAGAUCUGAUCCACGGGAGAAGGCUUAUUUCAAAUAUUCUGAGUGCGUUUGUUAUCGCGGAUACAGUGGAGUGGAUUGCGAAAAUGUGUUUGACGGAUGUGCUGACCGUCCGUGUUCACGGGGAAGAAAUUGUACUAGACUUUCUGUUGCUGAGCAGAUUAAUCAAAACAGGACGUACAUAUGUUCUCCUUGUCCAGAUGGUUUUGAAGAGGAUCCAGACACGGAUGAUUGUCAAGAUAUAAAUGAAUGUAACACAAGCAAGCCGUGUGAUCAAACAUGCUUAAACAGCGAAGGAAGUUUUGCAUGUGAUUGCUACGAAGGAUUUCGAGAAUAUUUAACUAAUACAAGCAAAUGCGCAGAUAUCAAUGAAUGCAAUGAGGCGACACACAAUUGUACACAGGUCUGCGAAAACACAAUUGGUGGAUUUAGAUGUAAAUGUCAAGCAGGGUAUGUCUUCAAUGAAUCAGAGUGGGGAUGUCAAAUAGAUAAUAUCGACCCAUGUGCGAAUGCUACUAUAAACUGCAACAACACGUCAGGUUGUGUGCUAGAUAAAAACAAUCAAACAACGUGCUUCUGUGAUGCCGGUUACAGUUUCAAUAGGACAACACUUCGGUGUCAGGAUACCAACGAAUGCGAACAGAAUAUAUGCCCCCAAGAAUGCACUAACACAGUAGGAAGCUUCAAGUGUAGUUGCCUUUCGGGAUUUCAACUUGUUGAUUCAGUCUCCUGUGAACCAUGCGUGGUACCAUACUGGGGACGCAAUUGUGAGCAAAUGUGCAACUGUGUCGGACGAGGGGCAGCGCAAUGUAAUCCAACACGAGGCUGCGAAUGUCUUAGCGGCUGGACCGGAAGUACAUGUGACGAUGACAUAGACGAAUGCCUUGGAAAUCUAGGAAUAUGCGCUGAUGUGCGUAAAACAUGCCACAAUAGUAUUGGGUCAUUCAAAUGCGAGUGCAUCCCUGGAUAUCGUGAAGAUUCGGAUGGUUUUUGCAGAGAUAUCGACGAAUGCUUGGACCCAGUGCUAAAUGUAUGUCCAAAAACAUGUCGAAAUACAGACGGGAGUUACACAUGCGGUUGUGAAUCGGGUUACACGCGACUCAACUCGACCCAUUGUAGAGAUAUCGAUGAGUGCGAUGUGGGUGUCGCCGAAUGUGAACAGAUGUGUGAAAACCACCCAGGCUUUUACAACUGUUAUUGCUAUUUUGGUUAUCGUCUCAAUGAUGAUAGAAGAACUUGUAGGAAAGUCAAAGACGUUUGCAAAGUAUUCAGCAAUUUGACACGCGUCGGUUACUGUAUUGUUACGGAUGAGAAGGCAUCCUGUAAGUGUAAUUCCGGAUUCGAGCUUGGCGACGAUGCUCACUCCUGCCAUGAUAUCAACGAGUGUUUGAACAGCACAUUAAACAAAUGUUCUAGUGCCGCAACAUGCACCAACACACACGGUUCAUUCCUUUGCGAAUGCCCCAUAGGAAUGAAACUUCAAAACGACAAACGUUCCUGUGCAGUUUGUGACAAAUAUCACUUCGGGAAAGACUGUUCACAGAGUUGUUCCUGUAUCCAUGGUGUGUGUAACAACAAAGUUGGUUGUGUCUGCGACUCGGGAUGGUCGGGUGUUAGUUGUGACGUCGACAUAGACGAAUGCACAGACAACCUGAUGACGUGCAAAGAACCGCACACCCGUUGUUUAAAUACACCUGGCAACGCAACUUGCGUAUGCAGAGAGGGAUAUAGGAGAAAUUCAACGUCAGGGCUUUGUGAGGACGUGAAUGAAUGCAUCGAUGCAGGCCUAAAUAACUGUGGCCAGAUUUGUACAAAUACACAAGGAAGCUUCGUAUGUAGCUGUAGAGAUGGUUUCCUGCUUGAGCAAGGACAAUGCUUGGGUAUUGGAUAUUUAUGA
Messenger RNA from Dreissena polymorpha, 4496 nucleotides. Its product is annotated as mucin-like protein. Gene Ontology annotation, biological process: cell-matrix adhesion. Bases 90 to 4496 code for a protein of 1468 amino acids. The record is from RefSeq and is a predicted model, not a curated record. Gene Ontology annotation, molecular function: calcium ion binding. Lineage: Eukaryota; Metazoa; Mollusca; Bivalvia; Myida; Dreissenidae. The transcript is spliced from 26 exons.